AUGAAAAAAAAUGCCAGAAAGGAAUUAUCACAAGAAAAAAAAGAACGCCGCUGUACUGGUGGAGGGCCACCACCACCCAAACCUUCCGAUACCAGUGAAUGGCUGUGCAGCAUAAUGGGUGAAUCAAUAGUGGGUCUUCCAUCCACACAUGAUUCAGAUUUCAUUUUUGAUAAUAAUACUCCACAGUUGAAUGGUGAAGCAGCUCAACCAAGUGUUGCUCUUUCAAAUAUUGAGGAGGAAAUGUCUAUGGUGUCGUAUACAGAUGGACACAAUGACGGAGUUAUCCAUGAUGUUGCUCAUAUUGUGCCAAUUCAUGAUGUUCAAGAAAAUGAAGAGACUCGGGAGACUGUGAAAUUUGACACGAGCACACCACAUACAAUGCUGCGAAAACCUCUUUCUAAACCAUUAGAAUCAUCUUAUAGGAAAAGAAAAUUGAAUUUUACUCCUCUCGAGACAAGAAAAAAAAUCAUUACAGUAGCUCACGAAAAAGAACUCUACUUAAAGAAGAAAGGAGUGAGAGAUGAAAAAAUAUUGGAGUUUGCUGAGGAGGAGCACAACAAAAAUAUGCAGCAUAAGGAAGAAAUGCAUGCAUUAGAAAUAGCAUUUAAAAAUAAAUUGCAUAAUCUCCUUCUAAAAAAAGCUGCAAUAGAAGUAGAGAUUGAGGACUAA
Molecule: messenger RNA, 669 nt
Organism: Arctia plantaginis
Lineage: Eukaryota; Metazoa; Arthropoda; Insecta; Lepidoptera; Erebidae
Source: the annotation of a GenBank genome assembly